AUGACUUCAAGCGUAUGUUUUUCAAUGGCUUUAGCUGAAUAUAGUGAUCAUCUGGCGUCUUUUAAUCAAAUGCACAAUGAAGCUAUGGUGAUUGUGAUACUGAAUAUAGUGGCUGUAAUGUGUGAAAACAGCAAAAUUUAUCGUGCAAACAAGUUUCCAUUACCGAUGAAUUUAUAUAAUUUGGUGGUAGCUAGAUCUUCAUAUGGAAAAUCACCAAUACUUGAUUUAGUGAGAAAAUCCAUUGAUGAAGUAGUUCGUUAUCGACCAUCAAAAUUUAAAUCAGCUUCAAAAGAUGGAGAAGAAUUUGACCAGAUUGUGUAUUUUGAUGAAAACACUGCAGCUGGAUUAGUAAGUAGUCUUAAUGGCUGUACACGUUUUCUUAUUACUGACGAGGCUGAUGUUGUACUAAAGAAAAUGGGUUAUACUUUACCACCACCUGGGUCUCGUGAUUGGUCAACUAAUGACUGCAGAAGUCAAUUAUUAACCUUAUAUGAUAGACCGCAUAAUUUUACGAGACGAUUAAAGCGUGAAAGUAUUCAAGUUUUUGAUGCAAAAUUAAACGUUUUGGGUGCAGUAUCAGGUGAUUUAAUAAUUGCUGCAUUGAUGCGCCAAGCAUCCGGUUCCAUGGCUGAUGCGUUGUUUGAACGCACAAUGAUUUGGCCACUUGAUGGUGAAGUAAUACCUACUGCUUCUUGUGUUAUGGAUAUUGAUACCAGCAAAUAUAUGUCAAUUGAACAAUUUGCUAUCGUCGUUAGUUUUAUUGAGAAUAUUGACUUAUAUUUUGAUAAAGAUGCUAAUGAAAGAAUGAUUGCAUGGUGUGAUGAUCUAAAGAAGAAAAGUGCUGCAGAAAAAAACAACGAUCAUAUGGCAGCUCGUUUCGGUAAAAGUGUGCAAAAUUGUCAUCGAAUUGUUGGUUUUUUGUAUAUUGCUGAAUUAGCCUAUUCAAUUGGUCUCAAAUAUCUUGUAAAAUAUGAUCAUUUUCCAAAUAAUGGCAAAAUUACAAUUGAAUUUGUUGAUCAUAUACAAACUUUAUUUGCUGAAUACCUUAUUGAUGAAAAUAAUCAAUUCAUUCAACAUUAUAUUACAUUUGAUAUGGUGGAACGAUGUCGAGAUGUUAUAACAGAAAACAUUGAACAAUACAAAUUAUUAAUGUAUUUAACACCGGAAGAACGAUUUACAGAAGUAAAACAAUCAUCGUCAGCAUUAACAUCUUUAAAACGUAAACAAGAUAGCGAAAAGCUAUCAAAAAAACAAAAACGUAUUAUUCGAUUACAGCCACGUAUGACCGAGAUUAUGGCACGGGUGCUUCGUUUUCGAUCCAUUAUCUUCACAUCAUCUAAUCUUUAUACCGAUGAAGUUAUAAAACGAUCGGCUAGCAUUCUUGGUUCAGCAUUAGCUAAAUUGAUCGAAUUAGAUCUUCUGCUUAUAGUGAAAAAAGGAUUUUUUAGUUCUAAAUGGACGGCUGUUUAUGUAAAAAGAUUACCUGAUCCAUUUUCAACAGAUGAUCAAAUGGAAUUUGAAUGCAAAUUAGGUGAAUUUGGUAUAUCUGGUCUUAAUCUACAAAGUUUUCGUGAAACCUGUUAUGAACUUCUUAUUGAUGGAAAGGGAAAAGUAUCAGAUGAUCUUAUUAAUGAAUUACAACGACCUGAAUAUAAGGAACUCAAUUUGGACAUGAGCAUUCUUAUUGAACGUUCUAGUAAGUACAUUAUAAUUCAUCUAGAAUAUCUACGUUUACUUAAUAGAAAAUUAUCAAUCUGUCGACAAUGA
Molecule: messenger RNA, 1767 nt
Organism: Rotaria sp. Silwood1
Lineage: Eukaryota; Metazoa; Rotifera; Eurotatoria; Philodinida; Philodinidae
Source: the annotation of a GenBank genome assembly